AUGAAACGUUUCAGUGGGUAUGAUUGUACUAUCUCUUUUCCAGCACUUCUGCUCGAGCUUAACGAAGAGGGAAGCAAUAACGAUGGCUUCGAGCAAACGUUUGGUAAUUACACCUUCAAAGAUCAAAAUGAGGCUCACUUGUCAAAAGGUCUCAUGAACAAGUUUGACUAUAGAUCGCUCAGUAAUGCUGAAGAAGUAAAGGACACAUAUAAGACUGACAAUGGUGAUGCCAUCAAGGCUGUUAAAUGCGGAAAGUGUGUAUGCUUUGACUAUGAUGGUUUUGUAAUAGUAUCAACACGGAGGAUAAUAGAAGGCGGUAAUGUUGAUGAGCGUGUACUUAAGAGACCCAACCAAAAGACAGUACUAACUGCAAGACGUACCACGUUAACCGAAAGUCAGAAGCAAAUCAUCGGGAUCUUGUUGAGAAGACGAUGCAAACUGGAAGCACUCUCAGUCCAGUCCGUGUCUGGAGGUGAAGAAAUUUGAAAAUAAACAGUGGGUGUUGCAAGAAGUACUCGUUUUAUAGCAAGACGUCAGUGUGUGAUGUGCUAUGAUUGACGAGGAAAGUUAUUUCUGAUCACAUAUACAUAUUUUUUUUUUUUACAAAGAAAUAAAAUUUAUCUAGAGACUUUGUGAUUACU
Molecule: messenger RNA, 641 nt
Organism: Mucor mucedo
Lineage: Eukaryota; Fungi; Mucoromycota; Mucoromycetes; Mucorales; Mucoraceae
Exons: 4
Coding region: 1-486 (161 amino acids)
Source: RefSeq, a predicted model, not a curated record